This is a messenger RNA of Coregonus sp. 'balchen', 4333 nucleotides long. NCBI's taxonomy places the organism in Eukaryota, Metazoa, Chordata, Actinopteri, Salmoniformes, Salmonidae. The record is from the annotation of a GenBank genome assembly.
AUGGAGCAGGUUUUGUUCAGGUGUACUGUACUGGUGUGGGUGUGUUUCCGCAUCAUUGUGUUAGUGUUAUUGUCACUGUCCAGGAUCUGGAGAUGCUGUCUACAGCUCAGCAGAUGCUGCAGGACAGCCGUUCCAAGAUCGAGCUGAUCCGAAUGCAGAUUAUCAAAGUCACCCAGACUAGUGUUGGGGAUGGGAGCAGCAACCAUGGCAGCACCAAUCAUGGAGGUCAGAGCUUUAUGGUACAGUUUAGUUAGGGGAUCAUGGUUACAAUAUACAGUUAACUCAAUCCACAUCUUUGCACAGAAUUUAAAAUGCUAUCAGGAUUGAACUGCCAUCAGAUAGAUUACUGUCUUGUAUCUUACUAUAAUUCGUUAGGUACAGUGCAUUCGGAAAGUAUUCAGACUCCUUCACCUUUUCCACAUUUUGUUACGUUACAGCCUUAUUCUAAAAUUGAUUAAAUAAAUGUUUUUACUCAUCAAUCUACACACGAUACCGCAUAAUGACAAAGUGAAAACAGAAAUACCUUAUUUACAUAAGUAUUCAGAACCUUUGCUAUGAGACUCAAAAUUGAGCUUAGGUGCAUCCUGUUUCCAUUUAUCAUCAUUGAGAUGUUUCUACAACUUGAUUGGAGUCCACCUGUGGUAAAUUCAACUGAUUGGACAUGAUUUGGAAAGACACACACCUGUCUAUAUAAGGUCCCACAGUUGACAGUGCAUGUCAGAGCAAAAACCAAGCCAUGAGGUAGAAGGAAUUGUCCAUAGUGCUCCGAGACAGGAUUGUGUCGAGGCACAGAUCUGCGGAAGAGUACCAAAACAUGUCAGCAGCAUUGAAGGUCCCCAAGAACACAGUGGCCUCCAUCAUUCUUAAAUGGAAGAAGUUUGGAACCACCAAGACUAUGGGAGACUAGUCAGGAUCUAGGGAAAGAUGAAUGGAGCAAAGUACAGAGAGAUCCUUAAUGAAAACCUGCUCCAGAGCACUCAGGACCUCAGACUGGGGCGAAGGUUCACCUUCCAACAGGACAACGACCCUAAGCACACAGCCAAGACAACACAGGAGUGGCUUCGGGACAACUCUCUAAAUGUAAUUGAGUGGCCCAGCCAGAGCCCGGACUUGAACCUGAUCAAACAUCUCUGGAGAGACCUGAAAAUAGCUGUGCCGCGACGCUUCCAGUCUAACCUGACAAAGCUUGAGAGGAUCUGCAGAGAAGAAUGGGAGAAGAAUCGAGGCUGUAAUUGCUGCCAAAGGUGCUUCAACAAAUUACUGAAUAAAGGGUCUGAAUACUUAUGUGAAUGUAAUAUUUCUGUAUUUUUUUAUAUUUUUGAUCAAUUUACAAUUUCUGAAAACCUGUUUUUGCUUUGUCAUUAUGGGGUAUUGUGUAGGUUGAUGAGGGGAAAAAACAAUUUCAUCCAUUUUAGGAUAAGGCUGUAACGUAACAAAAUGUGGGAAAAGUGAAGGAGUCUGAAUACUUUCCGAAUGCACUGUAGUUCCAGUGUUUGUUUUGCUCGCUAUUUUAUAUGCUGGUAUGAUUAUGAAAAAUGUAAGACCACUGAAUUUGACAACUGUAUUACCUAUGUGAGGAUAUAUCAUAAUGCUUUCUCUAUGCAGUCUGAGUCGGAACUUGACCCUAUAUCUCUGGCCUGUUUUCUCAUGCAUCAUUGAUCCAGAAGGAAGUACCCCAGUGGGUGUAAAUCCCGUGGACAUCCAUGUGGCUGAGUUAAAACAAUAUGUCCAGAGAGAGACAGAGGUGGUGAAGGUGGCCAGGGAUGUGGUGAAGCAGCUUGAGGAGCUGCCAUCCCAGGACCAAUUGGCCCUGGCUGAGGUGGGCUAGCUAGGAUGUAUCUAUAAAUUAUUUUUAUUGUUUUACUAUUCUAUUUGAAAACAUUCUAAAAACAAUCACAAAAUGAGUAUAAUUUCAGAGGGAUUAAUUAAUCUUUCGUACAAUUAGUUAGUUUGAGAGUGGAAAGAGUCUUGGUUAGAACAUUUGUUUUUGUGCCUAUGCUAUGCAUGUAUGAGAAUGCAUAAAUCUCUCUACCAGGCCCGGUCCCGUGUGCAAGACUCUUCUCAGAAGCUAGAUCUUCUGCGACUUUCUCUGGAGUACCGCCUGUGGGAGUCAUCUCAGGAGGCUCUCCGGGAGCCUGUCACCAAACAGGGGCUCCCUACAGGAUCCCCACCCCCCGAGGGACAACAGCAAAAUUGCCUACUCUGCUCCUUCCCCUCCUCCACCUCCUCAUCCUUUCUCAAGCCGGCCUCCCUAACAGGUAACCACUCUCUUCAAACCUUACAGGUAUUUUAUGUCUGUUUAUGGAUCUGAUGUAAAAGCAGAAUGAUAAUGUUUAUUUUAAGGCCUGUUCUCCUGAUAUAUGUAAUAUUUUACAGGCACACUUGAGGUCAGGCUUCUGGGAUGUGAGGACUUGCUGAAAUCACUGCCAGGACGAGGCCAAAUAACCAGUGGAUCGUCUUCUCCGGAUAGCCCACCAGAUUCCAAUGUCAACAGCCAACCUGAUCACACAGAAAACCUCUCCUGUAAGUCCCUAUAUAAAGCCCUACCUCACUCUUUAGUGUCAGAUUCAACAUCCACUACCUCCUCUCCUGCAGGGAGUGUACCGUGCCUGUAUGGGAUUACGGUUAGUGCCCAGAGGGCCAGUGACUUUGUGUUGAAGCUGUGGUUGUUGCAUUUGAAUAUCCAAAGUACUGUACCUGUAGAACCAUCUCUCCUAAAUGUUAUUGUAGUCAUGGAAGUACAGUACAGGACAGUAAUAUCAGACUUUCUGUCUGGCAGUGGAGAUAAGUGCAGUUUUGAAACUGGAUAACAGAGUGGUGGGUCGCACCCACUGGAGACCCCUGAGCAAGCAGGCCUGGAGACAACGCUUCAGCAUCCAACUAGAGCGGGUAAGUAGUGUCAAAAUAGUGGGCAAUUGAUACAACAGUGGAAGUUGAAAAGGUGACUGGUUGAGGCAGAGUUCUUUUAACUGAACACCAGGAGGAGCCAUUGUACUUCACAUAACUGCUUGUACGGGAACUCUAUGGGAUUGUUGUACAUAGUCUGAAAGUGUCUGUAUUGGUAAAAUGCCAUAUAAUUUCUCAGUUGGGAGAUUGCACAUGUAUUUCAUCUUUGUGCCCCCACAGUCUCGGGAGCUGGAGAUUGGGGUCUUUUGGCAAGACUGUAGGGUGAUGUGUGCUGUUAAGUACCUGCGCCUGGAAGAGUUCCUGGACAACCAACAACAUGCCCUGUGUUUGUGCCUGGAGCCCCAGGGAACACUCUUCACUGAGGUCUGAUUCCUUUAUAGUUCUGAAUGUGUGAUGGCUUAGCCAGAGUGUGGUCUAUCAACCAGAUACCCUUAUGUAACAAGCUACUUGUUUUUCUGGUGGCUUUGCAGAUUACCUUUGUCAACCCUGUGAUUGAGCGCCAACCCAAACUAAGGCGUCAGAGGUGCAUUUUCACAAAAGAGAAAGGUACUGUAUGUAACCUGCCUGUGGUCACAGAUCGAAUAGACCUACUCAUGUUACUAUUGAUAAGUGUUGAUGGGUGUUCCUGUACCUCCACUCAGGGAAGAACUUCCUUCGUGCUGCCCAGAUGAACAUGAACUUUGCCACAUGGGGUCAUCUGAUGAUGAGUGUCCUGCCUCAAUGUUCCUUUACCACUUUGAGUCCAUCUACUUCCUCUGAUGUUGUGGUCAACCCCCCACCUUCUACCAAUAAGGUCACUCGGUCAACCCCCCUACUGCCAGGGUGAGAGAGAACACAGUGCUGCCCAUGGAAACACAAUACAAAAAUGUGUGCAUUAAGAACUUAGUACAAACCAUAAAACAAGUAUUUUGUGUAGUGUAUUUAUAAGAAUAUUUGGUAUGGGAGUAUAUGUAAUAUCUUUAUCAUUGCAUGAUUUCCCUGACUAUAUGACCAUCACUGUGUUUCUCUUUAUCUGCAGUGAAGUGCCGGUGAUUAGUCUUAAUAUAAAUGAGGAGCAGUCAUCUAAAACGUUUAGCAUUGACCAAGGAAGAAACAUCCCCAAAAUGGUGUCAACAGCACAGAAAACACCACCUAUGCCUACUCUGACAGAAAAAGAGGUGAACACCCAUACCAGCUCCACUAAACAUAAAAUUGUGGUUCCAGUCUAUUGUCAUCUUGGUAAAGUAAUGUGCAUGUAGUGCAUUGGUAGACUUGCUAUUUUAAUAAAUGACUGGCCUCUUUUCAGUCCUCCAUUGAAAACAACACAACAGAGAGAACAAGGAUGCAGAUGGAAGAUUUCAAAUGUAUCUCUGUCCUGGGAAGAGGACACUUUGGAAAGGUCCAGACAUUUUUGCCAACACAACAUUUAUAUUACAGUACUAUAUGA